GCUGUCACUUGUCUUUUUGAAAAAUGUUUUCUGCAUGAACGUCGGGCAGUGCACUCACUGCACAGUUAGCCCAAACUGCGGUGGAAACGAACCUAGACGGGACAUAGCAUGUACUACACAUAUUGAAACAAAUUCAGGGGUCAUUUUGUGGCCGAUUCUGAGAUGACGUCCCAGUAGCGAUGCCCGUGUGACCGUCUGCUCUAGACUGACCUCAGCAUGGCUGCAGCGAAGAAGAGCUCGGCAGCGAAGGCGGGCGGGGUGCGCUUCUCCGAGGAGGCGCCCGGCGCCCACUCCCACGUCCACUUCGAAGACAAGCUGCACGACUCCGUCGUCAUGGUGAUUCCAGAAAAGGACGGGAACUUCCUGGUCAAGGUCGGCUUCCUGAAGAUCCAGCACAAGUACGAGAUCAUCUUCACCCUCCCCGAGACGGCAGCGCUGGGGAACGACGUGUGCCCUGCCCCCGUGCCAAACCCCCACCUCCGCGUCACCGACGUCAAACUGGCGCCCGAGGGUGGUGUGCAGGUGACCUGCGAGUACAUGGCCCACCAGGAGGGGGUGCUGCAGGAGGAGCUGAUGCUGGUGAGCGAGAGCAAAGAGGACGCCUGCCUGAGAGUGCGGGUGCACGCCCGAGUCAUGGAUCGGCACCAUGGGACGCCCAUGCUGCUGGAGGGAGUGCGCUGUGUGGGGGCGGAGCUGGAGUACGACUCGGAGCACAGCGAUUGGCAGGGGUUCGACUAGCCCCGCCCACAGCGCCCGCAGCGCCCAGAGCGGCCUCUCUCUCGCACGGGAACACGCCGCACACGCAUGUACAUCCCGCCUCACGCUCCCACGCUCCCCCGACACCGCGCUUAUGAACCGGCACUCCACAAACACCGCCGCGCUCCCACACAUCACCAGAAGAGCACUGACUUAUUCCUUCUUCGCCUUCGCUGCUUGCACAAGUCCGGUCAGGAACCGAGAAGGCGGCGGUCGAGAAGGCUUCCGGUGUUACCUUUUUGCGAGCGAAUGCGCUACAAUGAAAGUAAAAAAUGACUUGUUCUCGUUUUGAUUUAUUUUGAUUUCUUUUUCUUUUUUACAUCUGCUUUCACCUUAAAUUUUGUGUGUGUUUAGUUCUGUCCGUUGUGUUAAUUCACCAGCCCCCGUUUCCGGCUGACCGCCAGGUGGCACCUGAGCUCAGUCAGUGAGGUGAGGGAGCCGUGCUCCUACCUCGCCUCACCGACACACCGACCUGCAGUUCCCUUAACUGCCAGCAGGUGAACUCAGGCCGUGAUAGCCCACCCCCUCCCCACCCCUUUCCUUUCACAUUGUCUGCCCAUCUUCUCUUCUUUGCCCAUAGUGUCUCAGUCAAUCAGAAAUAUUGUGUUAGAAGUGGUGAGCUUGGUUAAGACAAAAACAAAAUUCUGUGUGUGCUGAUUUGUUUUGCUGUUUGUGUGUGUGUGUGUGGUGCGUAGCUGUGUCCCGUCACACAGGAAACGUGCUUUGCAAAGUGCCUGUUCCAUCCACCAGAGUUCUCCACCGGUAGUCCCAACGCACCCUGCCCUGGCGGGGCGUGAUUCUGUCUUCCCCAAACGGCUCUGAGCAAUCUUUGUCAUUAUUAUUAUUAUGUUUUAAAAGCUUGGCAAAGCAAGCUCUUACAAACUCUCUCCGGUUGAGUCUCAUUGAGCUUGGCAGGCGGAGUAGUUUAGAGAUCUCAAGGACAGCCGUGUUACCCACGCACACGCGGCGGUGUCAAAUGCACUUUUGUAAGUCGCUUUGCCUAAAAGCAUCUGCCAAAUUACUACAUCGUAAAUUGUUUCCACUGGCAAAAAUCACCACUUUAAAAGCAGGAAAUUUCGCCCUCUCUUCCUCCAACAGGCAGCGGGUCUGUAUCUUGUGAUACUGUCGUAAUUUUUCUUUUUUUUUCUUUCUGAGUGCUGCGGUUUUAAAAACUGGGGGUAAUCCAGUGCCAUUGUUUGAAAGAUUUAUAGAAAUGAAUUACAGAAAAUUCUGGAAAAUACAGAUGGCUGGCGGCACUAAUGGUGUUGCUACUGCUGUCCAUUUUGGAAAUCAAAGAGGAAAUUUAAGAGAUAUUAAAUCACAACAUUGGCUGUGUGAGACCUCCCUGUCAGCAAAGGGCUCAGUACUGCAAUUCAGCCCCUUUUCUUUCUUUAAUUUGUUGUUUUAUGUACUUGCCUAAAUAUGAACAGUGUGCUGAAAUCUCCUGUGAAAGAGUGAUGACCCCAGGUUUCCAGGGAACGGCUCCACGGCCAUUCCUCUCUGCAAGCACUGAACGUUUCCUAGCCUUAAACGGAGAAGAAAUGUCCCUUCUUUUAGGGGUGUAAAUAUUUGUUUCGUUUUCGAUGAGUUUCAGUGUUUACGUGUCGUGAAUACACUGCUGAUUCUGCGUUUCUGAUUGGCCUGCCCUUUGGAUGAUGGACGGAGAGAUCAAAUCGCUCUGAUCAGUGUCGUACGGGCGGUGGGGCAUUGACUGACCUGCUGUGGCUGCCCCAGGCCCAGGGAGACCUGUACUGUGAACGGGGGCUCUCUUUAUUGGCCGUGCUGUUGGUGGGAGAGGAGCACCGUAGACCAUUAUGUAAUUGUGUCCCUCUGUCUGAAAAUCUGUCUGAAAAGUGCUGUUGGUUCUGUCUGUUGUACGCCGUUACACUCCUGUUUCCAUGCCCGCUUUUUAAAAUAAAAAUGUUCAAAAAUAAA
Molecule: messenger RNA, 2691 nt
Organism: Conger conger (European conger)
Lineage: Eukaryota; Metazoa; Chordata; Actinopteri; Anguilliformes; Congridae
Gene: adisspb
Product: adipose secreted signaling protein
Exons: 6
Coding region: 217-738 (173 amino acids)
Source: RefSeq, a predicted model, not a curated record